AUGUCGGACAUUUUCAGACAGACUGUACGAAACGAGCCCAUUGUUAAGGCAGCAAUCAUUGGAGACAUACCCAAGCUAAAAGAUCUACUUCAGCAGCCUGGUGUUAAUGUCAAUGUCAGAGACGGUAUUGGAGACACAGCACUCUUCGCCGCUGUCUGUCAUGACAGGGUCGAUGCUGCAGCCCUCCUACUUGAAGCGGAAGCAGAUCCCAGUAUCCAGAGCUUUGACUCGUGGGCAGCUCUUCACGCCGUGAGCCGUAGCGGUAACGAAGAAAUGGCUGCCACACUUCUAGACUGGAAAGCCAACACUGAGGUCGUGGAUGAAGCAGGCUGGACUCCGCUUCACGUGUCCAGUCUCUAUGGGACCAAUCUCAUCGCAGAUCUUCUGCUUGAGCGAAAAGCAAAUCCGAACGCGCAAGCGUUAGACGGUCUAACCCCUCUCCACACUGCAGUGGACUUCGGACACAGAGACGUGAUCCUGAAUCUCAUCAAACAUGGCGCCCGGCUAGAUGCCAGAGACUAUCACGGACAAACACCACUUCAUAUAGCAUCUAUGAAGAGGCCGUUUCCUCCUCCUGUAGCCCUCCUGCUAGAUCUCGGGGCAGAUCCUAAGCUAGCAGACGAAAAAGGAUAUACAGCUCUUCAUUUUGCGGUUGAAGCGGGCCAUGAUCCAUCCCUGGCCGUUACUCCCCUGCUCCAAAGAGGCGCCGAUCCGAAUACUGCCACCACUGGCGGCUGGACACCGCUUUUGUCGGCGGUUCAUCAGAUGACUAAACCAGGCGACCAUCGCGAGGCCAUCCUCGAGACCUUACUCGAAGAAAGUCUUACUGAUACAAACCGCAUAUCAACCAUCUCUUCUGGCGGUACAACACCCCUGAUUCUAGCUGUUCAGGUCAGAAGCCAGCGAGCAGUUCAACUUCUCACAGACCAUGGUGCAGACAUUGCCCUUCCAGUAGAGAGGGACGGGCAGCGUAUCACUCCUGCUCUCCAAGCUGCCGCGUGCCAUAACCCAGAAGAGGUCGAGAUCCUUCGGUACCUGCUCGCGGAUGAAAAUGCCAAGGAUAAGAUGGAGGGCGACAUCAGCCUGGCCCAUAUCACUGCCCUUCAUGGGCACAUUGACUCUCUGCGACUCCUGCUCGGAUACGGUAUAGAUGCCAACGCAGCUGACGUGGAGGGAAGAACACCAUUACACUUUGCCGCACACCAUAGCCACCCGGAGUGUAUCUCGCUUCUUCUAGCACACGGGGCAAACAUCAACGCCAAAGCCAGCAACAGAAGCACCCCCCUACAUGAAGCCGCGAGCAACGCAGAUGAAGAGUGUGUCCGGCUGCUACUAGAUGCAGGGGCUGAUAUGUUGGUUAGAUGCGAAAGAGGAAGCUUGCAGUCACCCAUAGAUAUCAUGAGGGAGAAGCUCAAAUUGGAGGAGGAUGAGAAUGUGCAGAAAAGGUAUCUAUGCAUUUUGACCAUCAUGAUAGAAACCCUGGCCGAGAGAGAUCCGCGAGUGGGAGAGGUUUCGCAGGAUCGACGAGAGGGUUGGAGUAUUGAAGCACUGCAGCAAUUUAGUCUGUCUGGUGAGGACGAGAGACCACGUCGGCCAACAGUAGCAGAGCUCAGGGAAAGAUAUCAGCCGAGGUUUAACACAGAAGCAGGACAUCAUUAG
This is a messenger RNA of Fusarium mangiferae, 1659 nucleotides long. RefSeq lists its product as uncharacterized. Gene Ontology annotation, molecular function: protein binding. NCBI's taxonomy places the organism in Eukaryota, Fungi, Ascomycota, Sordariomycetes, Hypocreales, Nectriaceae. The record is from RefSeq and is a predicted model, not a curated record. Bases 1 to 1659 code for a protein of 552 amino acids. The transcript has a single exon.